Messenger RNA from Ctenocephalides felis (cat flea), 450 nucleotides. Its product is annotated as probable insulin-like peptide 7. Lineage: Eukaryota; Metazoa; Arthropoda; Insecta; Siphonaptera; Pulicidae. The record is from RefSeq and is a predicted model, not a curated record. The transcript has 3 exons. The coding region runs from base 1 to 450 and encodes 149 amino acids.
AUGUGGCUUCAAGUAUCAAUGGUAACUGUGCUCUGCGUUUUACUGGAUUUAGCAGAAACAAUCGCUAACAACCGAGAUCUUGAAACGAUUUUUAGGGAAAGAUCUGAUGAAGAUUGGGGCGAUGCUUGGCAUAAAGAAACGCAUUCCAGGUGUAGAGAACAUUUGAUGCGCCACAUGUACUGGGCAUGCGAGAAGGACAUUUAUAGAAUAUCUCGGAGAUCAGUUCCGGAACAUCACAGGGAGAAGAAAAUUCCAGUCGCUUUUCCUUGGAUUGGUGCCGAGAUGUCCCUUCGCAUGGUUCGAUCAAGACGGUCAGCCCGCAUCAGAGGAGGCGGCGGACCGAGGGUCCCGCCUUCGAUAACCUCCGAGUGCUGCAACGCCGUGGGUUGCACUUGGGAAGAAUAUGCUGAAUACUGUCCAAAUAAUAAACGCAUCAAUCAAUUUGUCUAA